Molecule: messenger RNA, 800 nt
Organism: Trichoderma asperellum CBS 433.97
Lineage: Eukaryota; Fungi; Ascomycota; Sordariomycetes; Hypocreales; Hypocreaceae
Source: RefSeq, a predicted model, not a curated record
AAAACGGCGUCAUUCAUCGCUCUGGUAUCCCAAACAUCUCCGAUAUUGUUAGCACAAGAGUCAUAUUUGCGGAAGCAUAUCAUUUGAUAAUGUUUCCAACCCUAAUCAGACGAGCAGUUCAAUCGGCGAAGGAGCCUCUGACUACAAAGAUUCCCCUGACUAUCGCGAAUAAUCCUUACAAGGCUCGAAAAGUAUGGCCACCUGACUUCAAAGAGUUGACUCAUCAGCAACAACUCCGAUUUGAGAAGAAGUACAAGCGUCGUGUUGCCCUUGCAAGCCGAUCUCCAAGAUGGGAGAAGGGCGUCAAGUAUGCGCAGCUUGCCACAAUGGCUGCUGCGAUGGUAUGGCUUAUAUUCUACUCUGAGUUUGAGUGGUGGGGGCAAAAGUAUAAGCCAUCUGAAGAGCUGCGGAAACAUGCCAUCAAUCUCUUCGGCGUGUUGGAUCCCGAAAAGCGAUAUGAGCGCCGGAAAGAUGCACCGGAAGUAAACCCGUCACGAAACUCAGAUUCGAAAUGAGUUGUAAGAUAAUGUCUGCCACUCUAUGUGUGUGUAAUAUAGGAUUUGUAUAUAUCUAAGGCGUUUUUGGCGUGAUACCCAUCUUGGGCUAAGGGAAAAGACAAAGGAAUGCAUGCAUAUGCUCGUUAUAGUUCUAUCCGACUCAUCUCUUUGUGCUCAGCUCAAGGCCGCAAUAUCAUUAUUAUACCCGUCCUGCCCAUGCAAAGUUGCCCCCAAGACCCAUUCCUGAUCCAAUAGUGCUUCGUCCCUCAUUUACCGGCCGUUUAGCGACUGUUCCCUGGGCUC